Oryctolagus cuniculus (rabbit) is the source of this 1800-nucleotide messenger RNA. Lineage: Eukaryota; Metazoa; Chordata; Mammalia; Lagomorpha; Leporidae. The record is from RefSeq and is a predicted model, not a curated record.
AUGCUGGAGACCUACAGCAGCCUGCUCUUCUUGGGACACUGCAUUACCAAACCCGACUUGAUCUUUAAGUUGGAGCAAGGAGCACAGCCAUGGAUGGUGAGCGAAUUCCUAAAUCAGAACCUUCCAGUUGCCAUGAAAAGUGAUGACAUUAUUAGAACCAACCAGGAAAUUCAAGAAAACAUUUUUAAGCAGAAUGUUAUUACAAAUAACAAGACAUCAACUCCCAAAAGAGUUAUGUCAAUAAAAAUACUUAGUUUAAGUUCAAGUCAUGUUUCAAGGCUGAUUAACAAAAAAAGAAAUUAUUCAUCAAUGAAACCUGAGGAAUACAACGUGUGUCACAAUGUGUUUCCCCACUGUGGGCAUGAUGAGCUGCAAGCUGGAGAGAAAUUUGAUGCCGCUAAGGUACCUGAGAACUCUGCCCAGUGCUCUGAGCCUCUUAGUGAGUAUCACAAGAUUCAGACUGUGAAGCCUUCAUUUGAACAUAGUGCACAAGGGAAAGACUUCAAAAAGAAGAAGAUAUUCUUUAGAUUUGGCACGGUCCAUAUGGGAGAUUCCUGUAAUAAGCCAACUGUCACUGUUGGAAAGACAACUCAAAUAGAAAAGACUCUUCAUAAAAAUACUAACCUCAGUAAGCAUCAACAAAUCAACACAGGAGAGGAACUCUAUGAAGAUAUGGGAUAUGUGGAGCCUCUUAUUUAUAAAUCAAAUCUUGCAAUAAAUCAGAGACAACAUAUACAGAAAAAAACCCUAUGCAUUCUCUGGCAAGAAGUCACAUUUCAUGAUGCACAGAGAAUUCACACAGGAAAGAAACCUUAUGAAUGUAAUAACUGUGGCAAAGCCUUCAGCUAUAAGUCACAGCUCAUAAUCCAUCAGAGAAUUCACACAGGAGAGAAACCUUAGGAGUGCAAUGACUGUGGAAAAGCCUUUGGACGGAAGUCGCAACUCAUAAUCCAUCAGAAAAUUCAGACAGGGGAGAGACCUUAUGAAUGUAAAGACUGUAGAAAAGCCUUUGUCCAAAUGUCAGACCUCAGAAGACAUCAGAGAAUUCACACAGGGGAGAAACCUUAUGAAUGUAAUGACUGUGGAAAAGCCUUUCGCUAUAGGUCACAACUUUUAAUCCAUCAGAGAAUUCACACAGGGGAGAGACCUUAUGAAUGCCAAAAUUGUGGGAAAGCCUUUGGCCAGAAGUCACAUCUCAUAAUGCAUCAGAGAAUUCAUACAGGUCAGAAACCUUAUGAAUGUAAUGACUGUGGAAAAGCAUUUGGCUCUAAGUCACAACUCAUAACCCAUCAAAGAAUUCAUAGAGGGGACAGGCCUUAUAAAUGUAAUGACUGUGGAAAUCCCUUCAGCUAUAAGUCACAACUUAUAAUCCAUCAGAGAAUUCACACAGGGGAGAAACCUUAUGAAUGUAAUGAUUGUGGGAAAACAUUUGGCAAGAAGUCACAUCUCAUAAUGCAUCAGAGAAUUCACACAGGGGAGAAGCCUUAUGAAUGUAAUGACUGUGGAAAAGCCUUCAGCUAUAAAUCACAACUCAAAAUCCAUCAGAGAAUUCACACAGGAGAAUAACCUCAUGAAUGUUAUGACUACAGAAAAGCUUUUUGCUGUAAAUCACAACUCAUAACACCUGACAGCUUUUGUAAGGCUGGGUGAGUGUUGACAAAUUCAGUUUCUUUUUGUUUGAUAGGUCUUUACUUCACAUUCAACAUAAAUGAGUACUUUGCAGGGUAUAGUAUUCUCAGUGGAUGGAUUUUUUUUCUCUUAAGACUCACACUAUGUCUCUCCAUUUUCUCAUAGACCAUA